Molecule: messenger RNA, 2822 nt
Organism: Drosophila bipectinata
Lineage: Eukaryota; Metazoa; Arthropoda; Insecta; Diptera; Drosophilidae
Product: endoplasmic reticulum metallopeptidase 1-like
Biological process (GO): proteolysis
Molecular function (GO): metalloexopeptidase activity
Source: RefSeq, a predicted model, not a curated record
UUGGUAGUUGGUUCGAAGUCGCUGUGCUUUAGGAGAUGUGCUUAGUUAUGUGUUGACUGUAGACGGGUUUGAAUCGGCUUUUUUUUUAAUUUGUAAUUGGAGCCAUGGAAAAGGAGCCGAAGAAGGAAAUUGCUUUCGAAGAGUCUUUCCUGCUGAGCUUUGGAAAGAUCCAGAAGCGAAGUUUUUCCUGGUACUACGCCCCUUCGUUUAUACUCCUCUGGCUGGCACUAUUCUAUGCGAUUGUGAUACCACUUUACAAUCGACUCCCGGACAGGAUAACAGUCAGUCAGGAGUUGCUCCACCCAGGAGAAUUUGUAGGAGAACGCGCUCAAAGGCAGCUCCAUGAUUUCGAUCGAAUCGGGCCCAAGGUGGUUGGCAGCGUUGCAAACGAGGUGACAACUGUGGAGUUUUUAUUGGCCGAGGUGGAGAAGAUUCGUGUUGAAAUGAACAGUGAUCUCUAUGAACUGGAGGUGGAUGUCCAGUCGCCGACAGGAAGCUAUGUAUUUAACGAAAUGGUGAACAUGUAUCAGGGAAUACACAAUGUGGUGGUAAAGCUGAGUUCAAAGGACUCCCCUAGUCAGUCCUAUUUGCUUGUCAACAGUCACUUCGAUUCAAAGCCCUCGAGUCCGGGCUCUGGCGAUGAUGGCACCAUGGUUGUGGUCAUGUUGGAGGUCCUACGCCAAAUGACUAUAUCGAGGACUCCAUUCCAACACUCGAUUGUGUUUCUGUUUAACGGAGCUGAAGAAAAUCCUCUCCAGGGUUCCCACGGCUUCAUUACGCAACACAAAUGGGCAGCAAACUGCAAGGCCUUUAUCAAUCUAGAGGUGGCCGGCAGCGGGGGACGUGAUAUUCUGUUCCAGAGCGGGCCCAAUAAUCCUUGGCUCAUGAAGUACUACAGAAAGCACGCGAAACAUCCCUUCGCCACCACAAUGGCAGAGGAGAUUUUUCAGAGUGGAAUUCUACCAUCUGACUCAGACUUUCGAAUUUUUCGGGACUUUGGAAAUAUAGCCGGAGUGGACAUUGCCCAGAUAAGCAAUGGGUAUGUUUAUCACACCGUGUUCGACACCUACGAAGCAGUGCCAGGACGAUCUGUGCAAAAUAGUGGAAACAAUGUCCUGGCAUUAGUGCGGGCUUUCUCAAAUGCAAGUGAAUUAAACGAAAAAGAGAGUGAUGGCAGCCAUGCUGUGUUCUUCGAUUUUCUGGGACUGUUCUUUGUCUACUACACGGAAACCAUGGGAAUCGUAUUAAAUUGUGUGAUGGCUGUCAUUAGUCUGGUGAUUGUUGGCUUUUCCAUUUGGAAAAUGUCUAAAAAGUUGGAGAAGCCUUCCCUAAAACGUGUAUCUAUUUGGUUUUCCAUCAUCCUCGCCCUCCAUGUGGUAGGAUUUCUUCUCUGCAUCUGCUUGCCCCUUCUAAUGGCUGUCCUGUUCGAUGCCGGAAAUCGUUCCCUGACUUAUUUUACCAGCAAUUGGUUGGUUCUCGGACUCUACGUAUGUCCGGCAGUUAUUGGCCUGGUUCUUCCCGUGACUCUUUACUUCACCCUGCGGCCCAAUGAACAACUGUGUCAUGCUUACCUCCUGCAAUUGGCCUUGCAUGCUCACUUGGUGGUUAUGGCUCUGCUGGCCAUAAUUUUGACUGCCGCGGGCCUACGUUCUCAGUACUUAUGCCUAAUAUCGAUGAUAUUCUAUGGGGGUGCUCUUUUACUUAACCUGCUUAGCACUCUCCAUGAUCGCGGAUACUAUUGGUGCCUCAUUGUAACAAUUCUUCAGGUUUUUCCUUUCUGCUACUUUUGCUAUGCUUUCUACACCUUUCUUGUGAUAUUCUUCCCAAUUAUGGGAAGGAAUGGCAUUGGUACGAAUCCCGAUUUAAUUAUAGCUCUAACCUGCGGCUGUUGCACCUUUUUUGCUUUAGGAUUCGCAGCACAAUUUAUAAAUAUUUUCCGAUGGCCGAAACUAAUAUUACUUGGUUUGGGAGUGAUGACCUUUAUCUUUUGUAUGAUUGCCGUUUCGGAAGUUGGUUUCCCCUAUCGGGCCAAGACCAAUGUGAUGAGAGUUAAUUGUUUGCAUACGAACCGCAUUUUUUACGAGUUUGACGGCUCUGUGAGUCAUAGUGAUUCUGGAUACUACUUCAAUUACCAGGAUAGAAGAGGGCUGGAACCUGUUAAGGACUCUCUGCUGAACUUAACUGGUCUAAAAGCCGUAAAACCGGACUGCGAUGAGUACGUCAUGUGCGGAAUUCCAUGCUUCUACUACAGUUGGUGCCGGUGGCGGGAAAAUGACGGAUGGCUGCCGCGCGAGUCGGAGAUAAUUCUACCCGGAGAAUUAAGCUUUGAAUUUUUGGGAAAAACUAUUUUUGAGUUCAACAGAACUGCCAGGUUCGAGUUCCAAAUGAGUGGCCCACCGCACAUGAAUGUAUUCAUUCAACCGCUGGGUUCAGCGGAGGUCUCCGACUGGUCCUUUGUGAGGGAAAUGCUGGACGACCCAGAGGAGUUUCAGCCUCCUUACCAGAUAUACUUUUCCUACGGAACAGACGAUACCCCAUUGAGAUUCCACAUUGACGUUUUGAAAUCCGAUGGAGAUUUCGAUGGACCCGUCUUGGAAAUUGCUGGAGUUGGACAUUUUGUUAAUUACGAUUUUGAACGGGAUUCUGAAGCUCGGAAAUUUAUAUCAGACUUUCCUGACUUUACCCAUGUCAUGGAAUGGCCUUCAAUAUUUAAGCGCUAUAUUUUCUAAUACCUGUAUAUAUACAUAAUACAUAAUAUAUAUAUAAUGCGCUAUAUUUUCUAAUUCCCGAAAGUGAUCCAAUAAAAAAGCUUUUAUAUUUUA